Prunus armeniaca (apricot) is the source of this 372-nucleotide messenger RNA. The record is from the annotation of a GenBank genome assembly. Lineage: Eukaryota; Viridiplantae; Streptophyta; Magnoliopsida; Rosales; Rosaceae.
AUGGAGAAAUUAAAAACAAGAAGAGCAGCAGCAGGCAGCAGCAGAGAGAAGCCAUUGAUGAAGAUCCCGAAUUCAAUUUGUUUCUUCUCAGAGUUGGAUCAUAAAAUAAACGCAACGGAGCUUCUCGUCCAACUAAGCAAUGGAGAAAGCAACGGCAGCAACAGCACAGAAGAAAGCCAUGGAAAAAGCAGAGCAGCUUCUCCUCCUCCGUCCGAAGAUGAAGAUGAAGAAGGUAGAAUGCGUUUGUGGCGGAGGAAGAAAAGAUUUCGGUCAAUCUCGGAUCUCUACAAGUCGACCGAGCCUCUUAUUGCAGAAAAGGAAACAAAAAGGAAGAGGAGGAGGAAGACGAGCAGGAGUGUGCAGAAGAAUUAA